AUGGAUUUCGAGUUUGAGAAUCAAUGUAUUGAACAAGAAGAAAACGAAGAAUACGAGGAAUUAGAGUCAUCGUCAGUGCAAGAGAAAAAUAAUGAUGGCGAAACUACUGAACAACUCUCACCUCCGGAGGUAAAUACGAUUUUUAAUUCUGAAACUGAAGUAUGUGAAUAUUAUAGACGGUAUGGUCUACAGAAUGGGUUUGGAAUUAUGAUCAGAAACACGAGAAAAAUUGAUGGGGUUAAUACAUAUCUAACAGUUGCUUGUCAUCGUUAUGGUGAACCAAAUCAAAAAGUGGUAGAUAGCUUAAAACCCAAACCAGUUGUGAAAACAAAUUGUAAAGCAAGACUUUGCGCAAAAAGGAUGGAUGAUGAUAAUAAAUGGUAUGUGACUCAAUUUGAUAAUAAGCACAAUCAUGAUUUGAGUCCAAGCAAAGCACAUCGCUUUCGAUGUAAUAGAAAAUUGACUAAACAUGCAAAGAGAAGUCUUACUUUAUAUGAUGAAGCUGGUAUUCCGAUGAAUAAGAGUUACAAUGCUCUUGUGGUUGAACAUGGAGGUCACGAGAAUAUGCCUUUUAGUAAAAAAGAUUGUGAGAAUUAUAUGAGAGAAAUAAGAAAACUGAGGUUGGCUGAGGGUGAUGCUGUUGCGCUACAAAAUUAUUUUAACAUAGCCUAG
Messenger RNA from Daucus carota subsp. sativus, 672 nucleotides. Its product is annotated as protein FAR1-RELATED SEQUENCE 5-like. The record is from RefSeq and is a predicted model, not a curated record. The transcript has a single exon. NCBI's taxonomy places the organism in Eukaryota, Viridiplantae, Streptophyta, Magnoliopsida, Apiales, Apiaceae. Bases 1 to 672 code for a protein of 223 amino acids.